UCGGAUCAAAGCCGAGGAAAUCUUUCUCUGCUGGAGGAAAAAUAUAAAUGUGUCAAAAUGGAGCGUCUCUAUAGCAAAAGAGACAGAACAACCAUUGGACAAUUUGCUGUCCUCAUCAAGUAUAUGGAGGAAAACUUGGCAUUUGCCAAGCAGAAAGCAAGGGGAAAUCUGUAUGAGGACGGUGUACGGGAAAAAUGGAAAGAUCUCGCUGAUCAGCUAAAUUCCCGCGGACCUCCAGUGAGGGAUUGGAAGACAUGGCGAAAGGUGUGGAAUGACUACAAAUUCGAGACACGGAAGAAGAUUAGAUUGUCAAACACAUACAAACCCACAGAUGGACAGAAGCCUCCGAAGAACUUUGAAUUGACGGAAAAUCAGAAAAGAGUUAUGAGACUUCUGAUGCGGGAUCCAGGAUCAUCAGAUGAGGCAGAUCCAGUUGCCCUGAGUCCAGCACAGCUGAGUCCGCAGCCGCCGUCGUUGGAGUCCAACAGCAAUAUGGCAGCAGAGUACCUUCAGAUGAUCCACCAGCAGGACCAUGAUCCAUUUGAGGAUACAAGUAUCCUGGGCCAUUCAACAGAUGCCAGACAGGAUGGUCAGUCUAUCAGCAAUUCUAGGCUGCUUAAGACAAUUUACGAACAUCUUCAACUGGUGCUGGAACACAAUGCAAAGAUGCAAGCAAUGGAAGAGCGACGUCUGGAAGUGGAAGAAAGGAGGCUCGUGAUUGAGGAAGAGCGUCUUCGAAUUGAACAGGAGCGCUGGGAAAUUGAGAAGGAGAUGCUGACUAAGAAGGAAGCAUCCAAAUGAAGAGUACCAAACAUUUAACUAUUUUUUAUUCCUCUUGUAUAUACCUAUAAAUUGAUCAAUGAAUAUAUUAUUGCUAUGACCAACUAAUUGCACCAAGCAAUUAGGCACUAUUAUUAUUAA
This is a messenger RNA of Lutzomyia longipalpis, 921 nucleotides long. RefSeq lists its product as uncharacterized. The transcript is spliced from 2 exons. Lineage: Eukaryota; Metazoa; Arthropoda; Insecta; Diptera; Psychodidae. The record is from RefSeq and is a predicted model, not a curated record. The coding region runs from base 58 to 801 and encodes 247 amino acids.